AUGGGUACAAAAAUUGUCACCCUCGUUCUAUUGCCAUUCUUUUUCUCCCUCCAUCUCGUUCUGGCAACAACCAGAUUCCCAGCAACCUCACUGGCUACAGCUAUUCAAGGAGAAUGGCGUCUCUUGCAGGAAUGUAUUGGCAUAUCAGCAAUGCAUAUGCAACUCUUGCACAACAACAGAGUUAUUAUGUUUGAUAGGACUGACUUUGGCAAUUCUAAUAUCUCUCUUCCGGGCGGGCGCUGUCGUCGUGAUCCACAUGACGUAGCACUUAAAACGGACUGCACAGCUCACUCUGUUCUGUAUGACAUUGGCACCAAUAACUUUAGGCCGUUAAUGGUACAGACAGAUACUUGGUGCUCUUCAGGGGCAGUCCUCGAAGAUGGAACACUGGUUCAAACAGGUGGAUACAAUGAUGGAGAUCAUGUUGUACGAAAAUUUUCCCCUUGUGGUGGUGAAGAUUGUGAUUGGGUUGAGUUUCCAAAUGCUCUUAUGAGACGUAGAUGGUAUGCAACAAAUCAGAUUCUGCCUGAUGGAAGAAUAAUCAUAGUUGGGGGGAGAGGACAGUUUAAUUAUGAGUUUUAUUCUCAACCUGCAACCGGUUCCUAUGAUCUGGAGUUUCUUAAAGAAACCAAGGAUGAAGGUGAGAAUAACUUGUAUCCAUUUCUCCAUCUCUUACCAGACGGAAACUUGUUCAUUUUUGCAAACACAAGGUCCAUUUUGUUUGACUACCGUCAAAGCAAGGUUGUCAGGGAGUUUCCUCAGAUUCCUGGUGAUGCUUCCAGGAACUAUCCUAGUUCAGGCUCAUCAGUGCUGCUUCCUAUCAACGAAAAUGGUCCAAUAGAGGCAGAGAUCAUGGUCUGCGGCGGUGCACCUCACGGGGCGUUCACGAGUGCAAGGCAGGGAUAUUUCAUCCGUGCAAGCUCCACAUGUGGUCGCCUAAAAGUCACUGACCAAAAUCCUGCCUGGGAAAUGGAGACAAUGCCCAUGGCACGAGUAAUGGGUGACAUGCUACUUCUUCCUACUGGAGAUGUCAUCAUAAUCAAUGGUGCAAGUUCAGGAACUGCAGGUUGGGAAAAUGCAAGAAAUCCUGUCACAAGGCCAGUGAUCUACAAGCCCCACGCAAUGCAACAUAAUCGGUUCUCAGUUAUGGAAACUGCACAAAGGCCAAGAAUGUACCAUUCUUCUGCUACACUACUCAUUGACGGAAGAGUGCUAGUUGGAGGAAGCAAUCCACAUGUAUACUACAAAUUUACUGGUGUACAAUUUCCAACUGACCUGAGCUUGGAAGCCUUUUCUCCACCUUACUCAGCACAGCUGCAUGAUCCAGUGAGACCGAGGAUUGUUGGAAUGGCUGAAAAUAUAACAUACCAGCGGAAGUUUUCAGUGACUUUCUCAGUCAACAAUUUUCUGAAAGUGGCAAGUUUAUCAGUGAGAAUCAUUGCACCAUCUUUUACUACACAUUCUUUCUCAAUGAACCAAAGAAUGGUGAUUUUGAAGUUUGUUGAGGCCGUUAAUGUUGCCUCAAGUACUUAUAGGAUUACUGCAAUUGGACCAUCCUCACCUGAGAUUGCACCAAAAGGAUACUACAUGCUCUUCGUGGUGCAUGAAGAUAUACCUAGUACUGGGAUGUGGGUGAACGUUGUCUAA
Coffea eugenioides is the source of this 1647-nucleotide messenger RNA. RefSeq names its product aldehyde oxidase GLOX. Bases 1 to 1647 code for a protein of 548 amino acids. Lineage: Eukaryota; Viridiplantae; Streptophyta; Magnoliopsida; Gentianales; Rubiaceae. The record is from RefSeq and is a predicted model, not a curated record. The transcript has a single exon.